Paraglomus brasilianum is the source of this 279-nucleotide messenger RNA. Lineage: Eukaryota; Fungi; Glomeromycota; Glomeromycetes; Paraglomerales; Paraglomeraceae. The record is from the annotation of a GenBank genome assembly.
AAAGAAGCAUCAUGGCCAAUUGCACCAGCAACAAUAGAAGGAAAUCCACCAAAGAAAAGUCUUCAAUGCACGAGAUAUUUGCGUUAUAAUUCACAAGGAAUUUACACACAUUAUGAUUUAGAAUGCGCACGAAAAAAUGGAUUGAAAGUAACAUUAAUGAAUAUAUCACCAAAUGCGCUUAUUUACGAAAGAAAUAUACGUAUAACAGGAAAAAACAUGUUUGGUGAAUGGGGUAAUAUAUUAUAUAACAUUAAGAAAGAAGGAGGAAUAGCUGGAAAA